AUCUGUACAGUCAUACCGAUAUCGCGAAGAUGCAUUACACUCGCAGCUCGUAUGCUUGACUCACCCGUUCUCUCGAGUAUAAAACCAGCAGUUUUCGAGGUCUUUCAGCUGCAUUGAUCAGAGAGCUCGGUGAAGAAAUUGCACAAUCAUGACGUCGGACGCGAAAGAGCUGCUGCAGACGAAGAAUGGAGGGCGGUUUGGCAAGGCAUUGAGGAAAGAGUUCUUGUUCGAGGAAGGGUUCAGGAAUUUGAAUCAUGGUUCCUUUGGCACCUAUCCCCGUGCCAUCCGCGACGUCUUCCGCUCCUUCCAAGACGCCCACGAAGCCCAGCCCGAUGACUUUAUCCGCUACCAAUACCCCAAGCACAACGACAAAGCUCGUCAGGCACUGUCAAAAUACCUCAACGUCCCCACCUCCGAACUCGUCUUUGUCCAAAAUGCGACUACGGGUGUCAACACCGUCCUCCGCAGCCUCAUCUUCGCACCCAAUGAGUACAUCCUUUACAGCGCCUCCAUCUACGGCGCCUGCGAGAAAGCCGUCGCCUACAUCACCGAGACGACGCCCGCCAAGGCUGCGAAAAUAGAGUACACGUUCCCAGUUGAGGACGACUGGUUGGUCUCCGCAUUCGCGGCCAAGAUAGAUGAGAUCGAGAAGAAAGGCGGCAAGGUGAAGGUCGCGGUGUUCGACACGGUAGUCAGCAUGCCUGGUGUGAGGCUGCCGUUUGAGCGUAUCACGCAGGUGUGCAGGGAGAAAGGGGUGUUGAGUUUGAUUGACGGGGCGCAUGGGAUUGGACAUGUCGAGCUGGAUCUGAAAGCGCUGGAUGCGGAUUUCUUCGUGAGCAACUGCCACAAAUGGCUCCACGUCCCCCGCGGCUGCGCAAUCUUCCACGUCCCCCUCCGCAACCAAUCCAUCAUCCGCUCCACCCUCCCCACAUCCCACGGCUUCAUUCCUUCCCCCUCCGCCCAAUUUUCAGCCUCGAAGAACCCACUUCCCCCCUCCAACGCCCCAAAAUCCGAUUUCGAGCUGAACUUCGAAUUCAUCGGCACCAUUGACGCAUCGUCCUACCUGUGCGUGCCUGCAGCGCUGAAAUGGCGCGAGUCCAUCGGCGGCGAAGACACCAUCAUCCGAUAUAACCAGACGCUUGCCAAGCACGGGGCUAAGCGCAUGGCGGAGAUCCUCGGGACGAAUGUCCUGGAUAACGAGACGCAGACACUGACAAAGUGUUGCAUGGCGAAUGUGGCGCUGCCGCUGGAUGCGAAGAAGAUGUAUGAGAUUGGGGCACGGGCGGGGCUGGAGGAGGGGGAGAUUGGUAUUGCGAUUCGCGACUGGAUGAGCAGGGCGUGGAUUGACGACUACAAGACGUUCAUGCAGUCGAUGUUCUAUGCUGGGAGGUGGUGGAUUAGGAUGAGUGGGCAGGUGUAUCUGGAGAUGGAGGACUUUGAGUGGGCGGCGGGGGUUGUAAAGGAGGUUUGUGCGAGGGCGGAGAAAGGGGAGUGGGCAGUUAAGGGGAAGGCGAGGUUGUAGUAAGAGCAAAGGUGUUGUAAGAGGUUAGGAACUACAGAUAGAGUGUCCCCUUUAGGGAGCGCUACCAUGUGGGUGAC
Paraphaeosphaeria sporulosa is the source of this 1599-nucleotide messenger RNA. RefSeq names its product PLP-dependent transferase. The record is from RefSeq and is a predicted model, not a curated record. Lineage: Eukaryota; Fungi; Ascomycota; Dothideomycetes; Pleosporales; Didymosphaeriaceae. The transcript has 4 exons. The coding region runs from base 149 to 1522 and encodes 457 amino acids.